Molecule: messenger RNA, 2798 nt
Organism: Myripristis murdjan (pinecone soldierfish)
Lineage: Eukaryota; Metazoa; Chordata; Actinopteri; Holocentriformes; Holocentridae
Product: glutathione hydrolase-like YwrD proenzyme
Exons: 12
Coding region: 209-1903 (564 amino acids)
Source: RefSeq, a predicted model, not a curated record
UCAGCCUUCUCAGUCGCUGUCCGACCAGUCGAUCCCGUCAUGUGGGUUUGUUUUUUGUGUCUUGUUUCUUCUGGUCGGAGAGGGAAAUGGACGAACUUUGCUCCCUGCUGUUUCCCUGAGGAUUGUGUGUGAUGUGCACCGUGUGUUUCUGUGAUGAAAACACUUAAAGUGUGAGGCAGGCUGAGUUAGUGGCUGAUGGUUGAGCAGGAUGGACACCGACCUCACCUUCUCCUCCCGGCGGUCACCUGUGCUGUGUUUACACGGCUGCUGCGCGUCCAGCCAGCCGCUGGCGACCGGGGCCGGACUGGACAUCCUGAAGCGUGGCGGGAAUGCGGCGGAUGCUGCGGUUGCCAUAGCAGCGGCGUUGGCGGUGACAGAGCCGUUUAGCACCGGGCCAGGUGGAGACGCUUUCUGCCUGUUCUACAACGCAGACACUGGAGAGAUCAGAGGGAUCAACGGCAGCGGUCGAUCUCCCAGAGCCCAGACCCUGGACCUCCUGGAGGGUCGUGGUUACAGCACCGACUCCCCCGUCCCAGUCCUGGAUGCCUUAAACGUCACAGUGCCGGGAGCCGCUGCCUGCUGGUGUGAUACUGUGCAGCUGUUUGGUAGCCACAAGCUCUCCCUGCAGGAGGUGCUGGGCGGGGCGGUGCAGUUGGCGGAGGAGGGGUUUCCGGUUGCCAAGGUAACAGCUCACCACUGGGCGCACUGGGUGGCUGAAUUGCGGCGUGCUGGGAAGGAACUAGGCGGGGACCUUUUGAUCGAUGGCCAGGCGCCCAAUCACGGACAAGUAUUCAGAAACCCCGGCCUGGCACGGACCCUGAAGGAGCUCGGUGAGCGUGGCAAGCCCGCGUUUUACCAGGGCAGAGUGGCCCAAGCCAUCGUUGAUGUCAUCAGCCAGCAUGGAGGAGUCAUGACCCUGGAUGACCUCAGCGGCCAUGACAGUGAGGUCAUCGCCCCCGUCAGCGCAGACUACAAGGGUGUGCGUCUGUGGGAGCCUCCACCCAACAGUCAGGGACUGGCUGCCCUGCUGGUGCUCAACAUCCUCGAGAACUUCCCUCUGAAAGCUCUGGGCCACAACAGCCCUGCGUACGUCCACGUCCUGGUGGAGGCGGUCCGCUUGGGCCUCGGAGACGCUCUGCAUUACCUCAGCGACCCCGACCAUGUGACCGUCCCCCUGGAAACCCUGUUGGAUAAAAACUACAGCCAGCAGCAAGCCCAGCGCAUCAGCAUGGACAGCGCCAUGGAGGGAGUGAAGCCUGGCCUGACGACAGGAAGUGACACGGUCUACUUCUGUGUGAUUGACAGCCAGGGAAACGCCUGUUCGUUUGUCAACAGCAUCUACAUGGGCUUUGGAACUGGGCUGGUCCCAAGGGGCUGUGGAUUCUCUCUGCAGAAUCGAGGCUCCAGCUUCUCCCUGCAGCAUAACCAUAGUAACUGUGCUGCCGGGGGGAAGCGGCCAUACCACACCAUAAUGGCCGCCCUCCUCACUGACUCCGCCCACAUGUCAGACAGACCACGCCUUCUCGCCGCGCUGGGGGUGAUGGGAGCUUUUAUGCAGCCGCAAGGACACGUUCAGGUGUUGUUGAACAUGCUGGAGUUUGGGAUGGACCCUCAACAGGCUCUGGAUGCCCCAAGAGUCAACGUACAAUAUGACCCCAAAGCUGAUCAGUGGUUGGUUAAUCUGGAGGAGGGCGUCGACCAGGAGGUAGCAGAGGAGCUGAGAAGGCGGGGCCACCAAGUCAACUGGCCAAUCACAGGCCACAAGAGGUCUCAGUUUGGGCGGGGUCAGAUCAUCACAGUGGGGGAUUGGUGGAACCCAUCUGUCAAUCAAGCCGAUGGUCCAACCAGGGUGCUGUGGGCGGGGUCGGACCCCAGAGCAGAUGGAUGUGCUCAGGGAUACUAGACAGACGUCCUCUCUCUUCUCUUCUCUUCUCUUCUCUCCUUUUCUCGUUUCUUCUCCUCACUUCUCUUCUCUUCUAUUUUCUUCUCAAUGAUUGUAAUCAAAUAAAUCGAUCAGGGAGUUCUCUGAAUGUAAUUCCUGCACUUGAAAUGUGGAACUGAAGUAUAUUUUUGUGCAGUCAUUUUCAGUGAAGAUCAGCUUGUUUCCUUGGUUUCAUCGUCUCUCGUCCUGAAAUCUUUUGUUGUGAAGCUGUGAUGUGACGCGCGCUUCCAGAACUUGUACGUGCAUCUCAACUAUUUGGUUUUACCCAUCUGUCCAUGUUUUCUCCAUUAUUAACUCUCUUGAUUUGAGACUGAAGUUAACUGAUGAAGCACUGUUGGUGUGUUAGUGUGCUCACUGUUUAGCUCGGCCUUAAAGGUAAAACAGUGCAAAAUGCUAAAAAUCUUUCUGUGAUGAUGCCAUUCAUAACACAGACAGCCUUCCAUAACUGUUUUAUAGAGAUUUGUCUGGUUCAGGUCAUUUAAUUAUUAGGUUUAUGUCUUCCCUCAGGAGUAUCAUUUUACAAAGACAAAUAAACUGAGUUGAGUUGACAUUUAAUUUCAUUCAAAGCCAUAUAUGUUGGUUGGUUAAUUAGAUCGCUUUGUGUCAUUUUUUUAACAUAAAUUUUAAAAUGAAGGAUGUUUGUUUCUGUGUUGUUGGAAACAACCACAUAUUUAACAGUCUGUUUCAAAUAUCUCGAUCUACAAAUGAUGCUGGGUCUAUUCAUAAUGAUUUUGUAUGGCUUUUAUAAAGGGAAAUAAAUGAAUUUUUACAUUGAAGUUGUGUUUAUUUCUGCUCUGGGGUUCUUAACCCUCCUGUUAGCUUCAGAUUUACCAACUCCAGUAUCUUAAACCUCCUG